This is a messenger RNA of Clunio marinus, 1866 nucleotides long. The record is from the annotation of a GenBank genome assembly. Lineage: Eukaryota; Metazoa; Arthropoda; Insecta; Diptera; Chironomidae.
AUGCACAAUCAAGAUAUUGUUGGCGUGUGCUUGCUAGCUUUUGUUUCGUGUUCAGUAGCAUCUAUUACUAAAGCGCCAUCGACGAGUGCAGCAACUGAAUCACCUUCUGCUACUAUUAAUCCACUACUACGAAAGGCUUUGUUGAAAGCAUUGAGCAAUUACGACGCAGAAGAUAGCACAGAAGCAUUAGAUGAAGAAACAACAACGGCAAGCGGUGAAGAGACAGAAGAAUCAACGAGUGAUUCAUCGUCGCUUAUUAAGAUUCAUACGUUUGCAAUUGACGGCGAUAAAUCUGAAGAAAAUGAAGUUAUUAAAACAAUUAUCAUCAGUCGUCCUCGAACAACGCUUACACCUCCGAAUGAUCCUUCAAAUGAUAUAAGUGAUCGACAAGAUCGCAUUCAAAUAAACUUCAAUAAAUCUCUCGACCCCAUCGGUGCCGAGGGUUUGGCUGAAAGUGAUCAAAACAAUAUUCAAUCGGCAAGAAGCGUUGAAACACAAAAUUCAUUGAACAGUGAAAAGAAGGAAGAAAAACCAAAGAAAAAAGCAUCAGAAAAGUCAGUGACUAAGCCUAUCACGCCUCAAACUUCAACAACAACGACCACUUUACCGCCUCCUGUCACGAAUGCUGAUGGUGAAAACAUCGAGAAAGUUGCAAAGGAAGACAUAAAAAUCUCUCAAGCGCCGCUUCUUGCUGCGUUCACAGUUCAGCAAGAUGUUAAUGGAAAGCCUGAAAAAGUAAUUUCAUUGUUUAAAAAUCCACAACAAUCUGUUGAUAAUUCAAAGAGAAUCAUCAAUAUGGAGUUCAAACCAUCACAACAAAUUCCAUCAGUACCACCAACUGUUGCCCCAGCUACAACGAUUCAAGCUCCAUUGAUUGGAAGUUCAAACCAACAAUUGUUAAAUGUUUUCGAACAGAAGCAAAGACAGCUCGAGGAACAAAUAAGAUUCUUACAAGCUCGUCAACGUGAACAAGAAGAAAUUAUUCGUCGUCAUCAUUUGUUGCAAGAACAACAAAAUCGUCAGAAUUUAAUUGAACAACAGAGAAAUAGAUUCGAAGAACAGCGAUUGAGAUUUCUCGAAGAACAAAGACAACGUCAAAGAUUCGAACAAGAACAAAAUUUCUUGUUGAGACAACAACAACAACAAGCACAAGCUCAACCACUUCAAGCACCACAAUCACCGAAUGUUCAAUUCAUUCCAAGCAUUCCACUUGGUCAUACUGUCGGCAUUUCUGUUGAACAACAGUUGCCUUUCAAAGGACCAUCGGAAUUUAAUCCCGACAGACCUGAACUGCAAAAACAAUUUUCACAACAGCAGCAACAACAAUUUCAGUUGAGACAAUUUCAACAGCAGCAAUUCCAGCAACAACAGCGUAACGCUGGUUUUAAUCAACAACAACAGUCAAAUGCGCAACCUUUGAUUCAGAAGCAUGAAGUUCAACAAUUGAAUGAUGUGUCACGUUUGCCUACAAAUCUUGAGCUUCCCGUACGACAGCCGCAAAACUUUGCACAAUUUACGCCCCUCCCAGGAAAUCUUGAGCUUCCUCAGAAGCAAUUUCAAACGUUCAACUCUGCACCUUUAUCAGUGUUGCCUUCAAUCACGGAUGUAGCACCACAAAGUCCAUCACGUACUCGGGUCUUCCGUAAUGAUGCAUCACAGACUGGCAACUUUGGAAAUUUCCAAAUACAGCAGCAACAACUCAACCCGGUCGAUUCGUCAUUGGAUAGGCAACUUCAAGACUUCUUCCUUCAGUCGGGAAUAAAUACGCGAUCAGCUGAAGAUUUCAGAAUCAUUUCGAAAGUUCUUGCACUUAAUCAUGGCGUUCCCAAUAAUCUUUUAUUCACAAAUACUGGAAGAUUCAAAUAA